Penicillium manginii is the source of this 660-nucleotide messenger RNA. RefSeq names its product glutaredoxin. Gene Ontology annotation, biological process: cellular response to oxidative stress. The coding region runs from base 1 to 660 and encodes 219 amino acids. The record is from RefSeq and is a predicted model, not a curated record. Gene Ontology annotation, cellular component: fungal-type vacuole; Golgi lumen; cytoplasm. The transcript has 2 exons. NCBI's taxonomy places the organism in Eukaryota, Fungi, Ascomycota, Eurotiomycetes, Eurotiales, Aspergillaceae. Gene Ontology annotation, molecular function: glutathione disulfide oxidoreductase activity.
AUGCGCGCGAAGGAAGAUGCUAAGAAUGCGAAGCCACAGCAACCCAUCGUGCGCCCCGGCGCGAAUGCGGAUGCAGAUGCGGAUACAGAGCGUCCCGCUGUGCCGGUCGCGAAGGGGAAAAGUGGUGGCAGCAGCAGCAGCAGCGAGGAGGGCGAGAUGGAGGAGAUUCCCAUUGCGGGGCGGACGAAGAUGACUGUGCCUAAGAUGAAGGAUCAGGGUGUUGUGCAGGGUGCGGUGCAGGGUGGUGCGCAAGCCGAGACUGAGGAGGCCGUUGUUGAUCAUACGGAAGCGAAGAGUGAACUGAAUGAUAUUCUGAAGCGGUCUCCGAUAAUCAUCUUUUCGAAAUCGUACUGUCCCUACAGCAAAAAGGCCAAGACGAUUCUGCUGGAGCGAUACGCUAUUUCGCCGAAGCCGUUUGUUGUCGAGUUGGAUCAGCACCCGAUUGGACCGAAAUUGCAGGAAUUGUUGGCGCAUGAUACUGGACGAAGGACGGUGCCGAAUGUCCUUGUUAAUGGGAAGAGCAUUGGGGGUGGUGAUGAUAUUGCUGCUUUGGAUCAUAGUGAUGAGCUGGUCUCGACGCUACGAACCAUGGGUGGGAAGUGGGUUACUGAUGUGAGGCAUUUGCCGCCUCCGCCGCCGCCAGCGGAGGGUCAGUUGUGA